AUGGACUCUGGAUCUGUGUUGUCUGAGGAUGUUCUACGUUCAAUUUGCAAGUCUUUGACUGUAAUUUUUGCAACUGCUGAGAAGCAGCAUGAUAAUGAUGGGGGCCGUCGAGAUAUAAAUCAGUUGCUCAAUAACGUACUCCGGACUGCAUCUUCCACAACUCCUACGCUGUUUCAUAGUACGGCCGCUCUCAACGCACUUUGCGGCAUACUCCACAAAUGUUCAGUCUCUCCGAGUGAGCACAUGAAGUCUCUAGCUUUAAGUAAGGAGGUCUGGGAAGCAUCCUUAGACAUUUUCCUGACAAGAUCCGAGAAUCAUAAAACAAAGCCCCUGCGAAGACUGCUAGAAACACUCACUGUUCUAGCCCUCAUGCAGAGCAGUGGUGGCGAUCAUGCAUAUUCUAGAGCGGCGUUAUCGCUUUGUCUACGUGCCAUCUUUGAGCAGGAGAAGGAUGUAUCUAUUAAAUCAUCUUUUCAGGCUUUGGACUGGUUUCUCCGAAAGAGGCUAAUCGAAGCGCAAUGCAUAUUCCACGCCUUAAAAACAUUCUAUGACGAGAUCAGGAGUGAUUUUGACCAGAUUUCAGGCUUCAAUGAGAGCUCAGAUGAUGAAGACAAGUAUUUUGCACAGGUUGUAGUCUUCCAAACCUUGACGUGGGUUCGAUACCCAGACUGCGCUCCUGCUGCUAGUCGUUUCCUUUCUCAAUUCAUUGGCACCUUUGGAGCAUCGGGUGAGUCGCAUCCUCUGUGGUUUCAGCCGCUGGCACAAUUCCAGAAGAGCAAUCCAGAUCUCUUCGACAGUCUGGAAAAAUACAUCUACCCAAUGCUGCUAGAAUCCAAAGAGCAAGGGGUCGGGCUUCUUCAGCUCAUAAAUCCUCAUGAGAUAUCACGAACUUCAGACCGCGAUUCGCUUUCGGAAAACGACCUUCAGGUCUGCCUUCUGGCUGCUCGUGCCGCCAGCAAGAAAGUCAGCGCAAGAUCAAACCUCGUUAACGCCCGUGAUGCCGAAAGCUUCAGUCUCGAUCUUUUAGACCAUGCGUCUCCUGUCCUCAGGAUUUCAGCGCUCUCGACUCUGCUUGGUGAAUGGACAUUAUCGAAGGCGAUCAACAGGGAAGCGGUAGAACGACUUAUAGACUGUAUAUCUUACUUUCACCAAGAAACUGACCCAAAGCCUCGCAAUGAGUUCAUCGCUUUAAUGAAGAAAUGCUGUACUAGAUUUCGUAAUGUUUCUAUGAUUAGAGGGUCAACUACGUGCUCCGAGCCGUUACCACAAGAUAAAAUCACACACCCAAAACCUGAGCGAGAAUCUUCAUUAGAGGAUUGGUAUAUUGAAUUCAUAAUCAAAGAGCUCCGGCCGACAGGAACAUAUCAUGCUCAUAUAACGGCUUUGAAUGUUUUGCGGGGCUAUUUGGAGCAUUAUUCUGUCCUAGACGGCCCUAUCGCAUCAUUCUGCAGACUGCAUACAACUUUUCAAGAUUGCCGAGCUCUCCUCAAUACUUUGACGAGAGUUCUACUAGACCUUAUUUGCAAUCCUUUCGAUGAUGUACGGGAGGUUGCAGCCCUCCUUAUGGAGAUGCUGGUCACAUCAGAACUCAAAUGUCGCGAGCCAUUCCAUAAUUCAGAUCCGUCAUUACCAUACAUUGGAUCGACUUCAUCAAUGGUGGACUCGGUUCUUAGGGCAAUUCCAAAAGCUAGGAGCUUGUUCCUGUCAACUGGUAGAGCCUGCCACGCAGAUGGUCUAGCUCGUCUCCUUUGCUUAGCUUUUGGGGCAAGAACAUCCUCAUGCCCGCCAUAUGACCGGUGUUGGAUGUAUCAAAUGCUAGAGGCUGAUCUCGAUCAAGAUGUUCAGAUCGCUGGGGCAGACCUUUUACAGGCCGUCCAAUCGGCUCCUUUGCACGGUAACAUCAUAGCAAUGAGGUAUGGUUCUAUCGAACUUGGUGUUUGGGAAGUAACGAACCGGACUUUGGAGCUGUUUCAGCAGAGGGGGACUAUGCUUACCAGGCGAUCAGCUGGCCUACCCGCUAUAAUCACUGGCAUUCUAGCUGCAUCUUGUAAUGAUGAAUUGUUUGACGAGGUUCUGCUCGACUUGCUAGCACUUGCCGAUGGCCCUCCUGCAGACCCUAAUGGCACACACGCAUCAGAGCUUUCCCAAGUUCACGCUCUGAAUUGCCUCAAAGACAUUUUCAAUGAUUCAAGAUUUGGUUCGCGAACGGAUGGUCAUGUUGAUAACAUGCUGUAUCUAGCCGCUGAAUGCCUUGAUUCUUCAAUAUGGGCCAUUCGGAACAGUGGAUUGAUGCUUUUAAAAGCUUUAUUGAAUCGAAUUAGUGGUGGCACCGAUACUUUGUCGAAUUGCAAACCGAGCUCGUAUCGUCACACUUCGAAUUUUGUCUAUGAAAAGUUUUUAAAUUUACCGUAUAUAGUUCUGCGACUUCUGAGCAGUACGUUUCUGAGCCCAGAUCAGAGCAACACCCUUCAAGCCCAGAAGAUCUUCCCAGCCUUAGAGAUCAUCCAGCGAUUUGGAGUACCCCAUAGUCAUCAACAUGAAGUUGAGGCCAUGCUGCAUCAUCAUCUUGCAAGCCCUCUAUGGGCCUUGAGAGAAAAGGCAGCAAACGCAUGCAGCGCUGUUGUGCUAUAUCUAGCACUGCCUACUUUUGCUCCGGUAAAUAUCCCGAACAACACGAAGAGGUUGGUUGCAAACUUGACUUACGAUUGUCCAGAAUUUCUUAUCCAAAUUUUACCGACGCUUGAGAGGGCCCUCAAGCCCAUGCUUCUCGAAAAUAGCUGCCCUAUUACUGCCACGGCUUUCCUAGCAGGUAUCGCAGACUUACAAAAAUGUUAUGAUGAUAUCAAGACAAAACCGUCUAAGUCGUACAUGGGAGGGGUAGAGGCCGCGUUUGAAAGAUUAAAUAUAAGGCUCCAUAAAGAUAAGGACUUAGGGGAAAGGGACACUACAGACUUAACCAUCCCUUUGUUUACAGUCUCUCUCAACCGUAUCCAAGCUUUUCGUUGCGUUAGAACCCCGACAAGCGAGGUGUUAGCUGAGGAAAAGCAUGAAGCGACCUGCUUUCCCAGCAUGCCGUCUCAUCAACUUGAGUACAGAGACCAAUUGCUAAGACUUGGCCAGUCUCUUGCAAGAGACUUUUCGCAAGGCAAAGCAGAGAAAGACAUUCGGGCGAAGCUAAUGCUAUGGAUGCGACUUGUGAUGGUUGCAUCCUGUGAGAUAAGAAUAAGCGUCCAUAAUGGCAAAGGUGACUUUCCCUCUUUGCAUGAAAUUGAUGUCCGACUGGCCGCAAUCCAUUCUAUUGGCGAGUUUGUCAAGAGCUUAGUUGCUCUAGUGUCAGACCUGACUCACAGCGACCUUAUGCUCCCACUACAUCUACUCAUAUACGACAUUUUGGCUGAUAAUGACGACGAAGUCCGCAUCGCAGGUGCAAAAGUAGUUCAGGUCAUCUUGUCUUGCUCUCACAUGACAAACCCAGGUACUAUCAAGACAAAUCAUUGUAUUUCACCAGCAGCUGCGAGAAAGCGAUUUCUAAAGUUCAUCCUAACAACGUAUCGUCAUUCUCCAGUCCUCUUUGUAGAAGCUAUCAGACGCAUCAAAGAAGAGCCAUCCCGCAUGCUCGUCUACGACAGAUUGCCGUUACGACUUACAACUUGGGAUACUGAAUAUUUCCACGCCACAAAGUCAGCUUUGGAUAGGUAUUCGAAGGCCACCGGGCGAAAAGCCGCCUUGUUCGAGGUUGAGAAGAGUAAUCUUUACUUCGACUGGAUUGAAGAGGGGAACAGCUGGAUCGAGGGGUUCCUGCAUCUUGAGCCGAUCAUGGAUGACGCGCUAAACGUUGGAGAUUGGAAGUACACUCUAAGCAUCGUCCACGAUAUUUGGCCCGAGUAUUGGAUCAAAGAGCUAGCAAGGCUCGUUGAACAGCACCCUGACGGCGUUCUUGGUCCUACCGCGCAAUCAGAAACCUUCACUUCAUUCUAUCGCCUAUUGCUAGCCAACAAAGCAAGCAUUCAAUUUAUAAAGAUCCGCAACCUUUUGGGCGAAAGCCGCACGGCUCCCAUCAAAGCCCUAGAAUUUAUGGAUGUUAUUCACGCAGUUGGCGAGAAAGCAGAUCUUCAUGGUCUCCUCAUGUGUCUUGUAAGAGAGGAAACCUAA
This is a messenger RNA of Bacidia gigantensis, 4152 nucleotides long. RefSeq lists its product as uncharacterized. Gene Ontology annotation, biological process: tRNA methylation. The transcript has 5 exons. Gene Ontology annotation, cellular component: cytosol. The coding region runs from base 1 to 4152 and encodes 1383 amino acids. The record is from RefSeq and is a predicted model, not a curated record. Lineage: Eukaryota; Fungi; Ascomycota; Lecanoromycetes; Lecanorales; Ramalinaceae.